CCGUGCGGGGCGGGGCGGGGCGGGGCGGGGGCAGGGGACCCCUGCGGGCGGGGAUUGCAGGCUGCUAGCUCUGAGCUGGGCCGGCCGGCGGAAUCGAGCGGGGCGCCCCAGGGGGCGGGCGCAGGUGGUGGGGCGCCCCGUGCACCCCGGGGCCGGGAGCCGCUGGCUGGGCGGGUCGAUCGGGAUCGAUAGCGGCGCCGGCAGCACCAUGUCGCGGGCGGCCGAGGCCUUGCCAGCUAGGCGACCCGCGGAGCGCGGAGGGGGGCGCAGAGGCUGGUAGGCGAGCGCACCGCGCCCCCUCCUACCCCAGAGCCCCAACUCCAGCCCGGCUGCCCCAAGCAAGUUGCGCGGGAACGCGGGGACGCCCGCCAUGCCCGACGUGAAGAAAGAGCUCCCGGGCCGCGGGGACCUGGCGCUGGCGCUCGCCGCCUUCCGCCCCGCGCUCGCCGCGCUGCCCCUGCCGCCACUGCCCGGGUACCUGGCGCCGCUGCCCGCCGCCGCCGCGCUGCCCCCCGCCGCCGCGCUGCCCGCUGCCGCCGCCGGCUACGAGGCGCUGCUGGCCCCGCGCGCCUUCCCGCCCCCGCACCUGACCCGCGCGCCGCGGGUCCUCGAGCGCCUCUCGGCCGCGGCGCCCCCCGACUUCCAGCCGCUGCUGGACAACGGCGAGCCGUGCAUCGAGGUGGAGUGUGGCGCCAACCGCGCGUUGCUCUACGUGCGCAAGCUGUGCCAGGGCAGCAAGGGCCCGUCCAUCCGCCACCGCGGCGAGUGGCUCACUCCCAACGAGUUCCAGUUCGUCAGCGGCCGCGAGACGGCCAAGGACUGGAAGCGCAGCAUCCGCCACAAAGGGAAAAGUCUGAAGACGCUUAUGUCCAAGGGGAUUCUGCAGGUGCACCCCCCAAUCUGCGACUGCCCGGGCUGUCGGAUCUCCUCCCCUGUGAACCGGGGACGGCUGGCAGACAAGAGGACAGUUGCCCUUCCUCCUUCCCGGGCCCUGAAGAAGGAGCUGGCCCCUAAUUUCUCCACCAGUGAUGGCGACAGUGAUGGUGGUGGCCCAGCCUGUGGGCGGUGGCUGGGCCUGAAACAGGAAGACCCUCGAGUCCGGAUCAUGAAGAGAAGAGUCCACACCCACUGGGACGUGAACAUCUCCUUCCGAGAGACCUCAUGCAGCCAGGACAGUGAGCUGCCUACCCUCAUAUCCAGUGUACACCGAAGUCGCCACCUCGUUAUGCCCGAGCAUCAGAGCCGCUGUGACUUCCAGAGAGGUGGUGUGGAGAUUGGUCUGGGAGCCUCAGGUGACCUGCUGGGCAAAAGGUUGGGCCGCUCCCCUCUGCGCAGCGACUGUCCUCUGGAGAAGAAGGCACGGAGCGAGUCCCCCCAAGGUGGGAGCCUGAGUCAGAAUGGCUGCGCCUGCCUGGGUGGCAUCCGGAGCUCCUUCACCAUGUCCAUCUGUCCCUUCCUAGAAUUGCUGCUGCCUGAGUUGGCACCAGACAUGGCCCCUGAGGACCAUUACCGCAGGCUGGUGUCUGCCCUCAGUGAUGCUAGCACCUUCGAGGACCCACAGCGCCUCUACCAUCUAGGGCUCCCGACGCACGACCUCCUGAGGGUUCGGCAGGAGGUGGCGGCAGCAGCAGCCGUGAGGAGCCCGGGCGGUCUGGAAGCACAGCUGCCCUCGUCCGUGACCCGCCGCAAGCAGGGCCUGGCCCAGCCCCGCGAGAGCUGUGCCCCGGCCUUCGCAGAAAGGGAACUGUCGCAGCCGCCUUCUCUGCUGUCGCCCCAGAAUGCCCCUCACAUCGCCCUGGGCCCUCAGCUCAGGCCCCCCUUCCUGGGGGUGCCGUCGUCCCUGUGUCAGGCUCCAGGUUAUGGCUUUUUGCCUCCAGCCCAGGCGGAGAUGCUUGCCCGGCAGCAGGAGCUCCUGCGGAAGCAGAGCUUGGCACGACUGGAGAUGUCUGCUGAGCUGCUGCGGCAGAAGGAGCUGGAGGGCGCCGCCAGGACCCCCCUGCUGCCAGAAGCCGCCCUGCGACCUCUGGACAGUGCUGAAGAGCUGCAGCAACGCGGGGCAAUGCUGGUGCUGAGGCACAGCACAGCCCCACUGCUGGCCCAGCCGCCCCAGGGCGCCCCUGGGCCCCCUACUCCGCCCCGAGAGCCCACCCGCAGGGCCCUGCGGAAGGGUGCCACCAGUCCUGCGUCCACCCGCCCUGUUGAGCACAAGGAAAAACCAGACAUCAGGUUUUGGGCACAGGAUGGCUCUGAGGACGAGCCCCCCAAAGACUCAGAUGGAGAGGACCCUGAGAUGGCGGUUGCUGGGGGCCAGGGCCAGACGCCUGGCCAAGCCCCAAGUGAAGGCUGCGAGGGGAAGGGGCUGCUCUCCGGGUCCGUAUUGCCCCCACCGCUGCCUCUGGGCUUACCCUAUACUGUCAGCCCCUACUUCCACACAGGUGCCAUGGGGGGCCUUUUCAUGGAGAGGGAGGAGGCCUCAGCCCCGGAGGAUGUCAGCAAAUGGACCGUGGAGGAUGUGUGCAGCUUUGUGGGGGGUCUGGCUGGCUGUGGAGAAUAUGCACCGGUCUUCAGAGAACAAGGCAUUGACGGGGAAGCCCUGCCACUUUUGACAGAGGAGCAUCUCCUGACUACCAUGGGGCUGAAGCUGGGGCCUGCCCUCAAGAUCCGGGCACAGGUGGCCAAGCGCCUGGGCCGCAUCUUCUACAUGACCAGCCUUCCAGUGGCCCUGCCCCUGCAGCCCCCAGCCCUGCGGGGACCCGAUCGGGAACUCACAUCAGGCGAGCAGCCUCUAUCCCCUGCUCCCUCACCCUUCAGCGGGGGGCACCCAUCCACAGGCCGAGCCUCACCCAAGCAUGAGAAUGGGGCCUUGGCCCUGCUCCCAUGCCCUGCGGACCCCUCCCAGCCUCUGUGCUAAAGGGAGGAGGGGGCUGUUAGGACCCCCAGCCUUCCAGUUUAGUGUCUUCUCAGUUUUGGGUACAAAAGAAAAAAAAAGGAAGCCAUCAUUCAAAAGGAAAGACUUUCUGUGAGUGACUAGCAGCACCUGGUGCAGAUGGCCUGGGGAGUGGGGCUGACCCCACAGACAAACCAAAGACAGGAAGGGGACAGCUAGUCUUGCACCCUCCUGGAGUGGUCCCAGCACCCUGACCUCAGGCAGGGUCACAGCAGAGCCCUUAGGGGACCUCACUCACCACCCCAGGCCAUGGUUCCAGAUAAUGGCAUGACCCUUGGUACUCUCUAGUAUCAUGUAAAAAUAAAAGCCUGUCCUCUGGC
Messenger RNA from Erinaceus europaeus (western European hedgehog), 3267 nucleotides. RefSeq names its product sterile alpha motif domain containing 11 (gene SAMD11). Gene Ontology annotation, biological process: positive regulation of transcription by RNA polymerase II. Gene Ontology annotation, molecular function: protein binding; DNA-binding transcription activator activity, RNA polymerase II-specific; RNA polymerase II cis-regulatory region sequence-specific DNA binding. Lineage: Eukaryota; Metazoa; Chordata; Mammalia; Eulipotyphla; Erinaceidae. The transcript has 13 exons. Bases 371 to 2911 code for a protein of 846 amino acids. The record is from RefSeq and is a predicted model, not a curated record.